Messenger RNA from Pediculus humanus corporis (human body louse), 1710 nucleotides. RefSeq lists its product as uncharacterized. The record is from RefSeq and is a predicted model, not a curated record. Gene Ontology annotation, cellular component: nucleus. Gene Ontology annotation, biological process: regulation of transcription by RNA polymerase II. Gene Ontology annotation, molecular function: DNA-binding transcription repressor activity, RNA polymerase II-specific; RNA polymerase II cis-regulatory region sequence-specific DNA binding. Lineage: Eukaryota; Metazoa; Arthropoda; Insecta; Psocodea; Pediculidae. Bases 1 to 1710 code for a protein of 569 amino acids. The transcript is spliced from 2 exons.
AUGUUAGACGAGUUAAAUGCACGCUUAGAUAAAUAUUUAAGUGUUCUUAAGGCUGCUGAAGCUGAAGGAAAUGCGAUUCCGUUGGAUGAACUUCCCAAUCCCCCAGGGUUUGAACCACUUGUCAAAAAUACUCUAGAACUUCCAGAUUCUGGACAGUUUCUCACUCCUGAUGUAUCACCGUCACUUCCUCGAAAGUCAACGUCGCACAGUAGAGAUCCUAGUCCCAGUCCGAUGAGAGAGCUGUCAGAUAAUCCUUUUGCACCAGAAGAAGUAAACAUAGAAAAUUAUGAAUCAUCUGGUAUUGAUGCUGAUGCAAGUAAUGUUGCCCAAGAUCAAGUAUCUAUUUUGAUUAAUGACAAAAAUGCAGAUGAAGCAGAGGAAAAAGAUAUUUUAGAGGAGCUGAAAUCAAGGUUAGAAGUUUAUAAAUCUGUCUUAAAAACUGCAGAAGAAGAUGGAAAUUCUAGUAAGGCUAGAAGAUAUAAAAGGAUUAUCAAACAGUACACAGAUGCUAUUAAGUUGCAAAGUGCUAAUAAACCUGUUCCAUUAGAUGAGUUACCAAGCCCUCCUGGAUUUCCUCCUUUGGUUCCUGUAAAAUCUGAACCUCCAAGUCCCUUGCCUUCUAGAUCUAAUUCUUUUAUUAAUGAGCCUACUGAAGAAGCUAAUUCACUUCCUACAAUUGAUAAUGUAUCUUCUCCAAAUGAUGAUGAAGCUCCUGGAAUUACUGAACCCAAACCAACGAAAUCUGAAAAACAAACAAUUAUUUUAAAGGCCAGACACAAAGAAUAUAGAGAUGCUGCUUUGGCUGCAAAAAAAGAAGGUGAUAUAGCUAAAGCAAAGGAAUAUUUAAAAAUUUGCAAAGGCUUUGAAAGGUUGAUUCAAGCUUCAGAAAGUGGUUUUCCUGUUGAUUUAACAACUCUUCCAGUUUCAUUAAAAGACAAACAAGAAACGGAGGACACAUCGAAAGAAAUAGAAAAAGCUGAAAUUUCUGACACUGAUAAUUCUGAAAUUUACACUAACCUAGAAAAAGAAUUAAUGGAUCAAAUUAAAAUGUGUAUGAACACGAGAAAUCAUUUUAAAAUGAAUGGAGAUAUUGCAAGUGCUAAUCACUUUGAACAAUAUGCCUUACAAUUUAAAAAGGAUUUAAACUUUAUAAAAGUUUGUCAUUCUAGGAACAAUGCUGUUCCUAAAUAUCAUUAUGAAAAUAAAACAUUUUCUGCUGUUCAGAGUAAUACAGAUCUAAAUGACAAUGAAUUAGAAUUAACAAUUAUGCAAGGAAUUAAUUACAAAGUUUCAAAUCCUAAUGAUGUCGACACCUAUGUGACUUACGAAUUUCCGUACCCAAAUUCCAGUCCUCCAAGUGGGAGAACAUCAACUGUUAAAAAUACUAACAAUCCAGUUUAUAAUACUAGAUUAACAUUUCCAAUCAAUAGGGAAGCCUCUGCUUGUCAAAGAGUUUUUAAAAGGCAUGGUAUUAAAAUGGAAGUCUGGUCCAAAGGGGGGUUUUUUCAUAGAGAUUCAUCUUUAGGUACGGUGGUUGUUAAAUUAAUGCCAUUAGGAAAGGAUAUUAAAAUUCAUGAAGCAUUUGAUUUAAUGAAUGGAAGAAGGCCAGCUGGAGGAAAAUUAGAAGUCAAAGUGAGAAUAAGAGAUCCAAUCGCUGGAAAAAAAAUGGAAAAAGUUACAGAAAGAUGGUUAAUUAUCGAUCAUGUAUGA